CGGCGGGCGGGCAGAGGCGGGGGCCGCCCCUACGUGUCCCGGGGCUCUCCCCCCCGCCCUCAAAUCCCUGGGCAGGGCCAGCCCUUCAUAAGGCGGCGGCGCGGCGGCGGCGGGGCGCCCAGCCCGCUGCCCGGUACCCGCUGCGAUGGAGGCGGGCGGGUGCCGCAUGGGCGGCCCGGCGCCGGGCGGCCCGGCCGUGAUCACGCUGGAGGAGCUGGACGGGAUGGCGGAGGAGAGCCCCGACUCGGCGUACCACAGCAACGGCAGCAGCCUGGAGGAGGAGGCCGAGCGCCCGGAGGACGAGGAGCAGGAGCGGCUGCUGAGCUACUGGCAGAGCGUGGGCCGGGGGCACCAGGUGGACGUGCCGCGGGACAUGGCAGAGCCAAUUCAGCAGCUGACCAGAAAUAACAACCCCCAGGAGAGACAGACCAUCCCAUUUACUCUGAUCCAGCGCAAAGAAAAGCUUGGAGAUCUGCUUUACGAAAAACGUCAGUAUGGAAAAGCCAAAUGGGCUUGUAUAAAAAUGAAAGAAAAACAGUAUGAACAGAGCAUAUGCCUUGGGUUCAUGAAGCUUAUGAGGUACAUUUGCGAGCAGAAUUCCUCAGGGCUGUACUUGGGGAUAACCAUACCCAUCGUGACCAUAGUCCAUACAAAUGAGUCGCAGUCGGAGAUGACACAGUCAGUGACGGUAGCGUACUACCUGCCUGAAGUGCUGCAGGACGAGCCUCCUCAUCCUUUUGACUCUGACAUAAUCAUUGAAGAAUGGCCUUCUACUAUCGUUUAUAGUAGGAGCUUCAGAGGAAUCACCAAUGAAGACUCCAUAAUGAGAGAAAUAAACCUCUUGGCGGAAAUUCUGGAGAGCCCCGAGCUCUGUUUGCAGGAUACCUUCAUCAUCGCGGGCUAUACAAAUCCAGCUGCUGCCAAUCGACACAACGAGAUAUGGUUCCUCCAGAGGCCAUAGCCGCCCCUCCCUGAUGCUUGUCAGUCACACUGGCAGAAUCUUACAGGUGAAUCACGCGAGACUAGCUGUCAAACCCUCAAAAGAUUUUAGAAAUGUGGCUUUUAGGUGGUUUAGCAAGGCAAUCACUCCGACUUAAUAAUCCAACAGAGGUAACACCUGAAACACACGCAGUUUCCUAUGUCAACUUUUACAGUUUUUACACAAUUUUAAUGGUGAUUUUUAGCACUUUAAAACUUAGUUCACCUUAUCUUUUUUUACAAGAUAAGGGAGACAGAGACCUCUCUCCUCAUCCACUUACUAGCCUCUCUAGACUGCUUGUGGCUUGGGACGGUCCUAGGGGAGACCCUGGAGCCCCUGCCCUGGGCACCUAGUGCUGCACCAGCUGCACAAAGACCCUCUUGGGGCUUUCAGCGGGGGACACAUUAAAACCACCUCACACACGCAGGCUAUGCUUCAGAAAAAUAAUGUUCAGGUCUUAUUUUCUGAAGAGAACCAGAUUUAGACUGCUGGGAUUAAACCAGGGAGUAAGACUAGGCAAGUGCUGAUUGCUUUUAAUGGCAUCAGCUGUGGAGCAGAGAUUCUUAAUGCUUACCUCAGAAAGCAUUCAACCAAAGUACUUUUAACCUUGAGAGGAGACCAAGAAGGCAGAACCGUCCUAUUCCUCAUUAAAGUCUCGAUAGCAGGAGCUACAGGUUACCUUAAUCACACACGGUAAUCCCAUGACUAUAUGUAGUGUUCCCAAAUAGAAAGUGGUUAUUCUUAACUCUUCAGUUUUCUGAACACUUUCAUCUUAUGACUUUGCUGAAUGUUAAAACACUGCAGCUGAAGUAAUUUGUUCAGUACUUUUUACACUCCCCUGGCAGUACCACACUGUUAAUAUUAGAAAUGACACAAAUAUUUCACAGAAUCACAGAAAAAAAAAAUGAAGCUAGACAUGACCUCCGGCAGCCAGCUGGUGCAGCCCUCCGCAACAGAAGGGCCAGCGCCGCUGGCAGAGCAGGCUGCUCAAGGCUUCACGCAGUUGGCUUUUGAGCUUCUCCAGCGCUGAAGGGGGAUGAGGAGCCUGUAACCCCUCUGGGCCCUGGUUCAGUAUUUGACCACCCUCACUGUGAGAAUUUUUAUUUCCUAAUAUCUAUUUUUCCGUGUCACAGCUUGUUUCUUUUACCCUCCAUCUGUAUGAUAACUCUUCAAGUAGACAACUGCUAGCCUAGCACGCUGUGACUGAGAGACAAGCUCCCGUAGUUCUGCACGCAUCAGAAAGUCUGAAAGCAGCACGUGUGCUUUGCUACGUACUACAGUUAACGAGCACCUCCGGCGCUUUAGAGUCGGGGUAGCACACAGUUGUGCUCUCACAAAUCCCUCCUUAAUGUCUCCCCUUACAGAUAUGAUGGUAGAGUUUAACCUUAACACUUAAUAGAAGUAAAUGUCUUCUUACAUAAGAUUUCAUGAAUUAUAUCGCUAGCAUUAUUGAUUAUAAGAUUUAGGCUUUAAAUAGAGCUUUUGUGUUCUUCAGUUUCUAUAUACAAAACAGCAACCAGAGUCAGUGUCUGCCAGCUUACGGUAGUGUUAAUUGGCAAACAAAAUGGAUUUAUGUAGUACUUCUGGCUGAAUAAACAUACAGGCCUCAAGAACUUUAAGCCUCCUGGUUCCACAAGGCUCUGUGCUGCACAAAAUUGGCUUUAUGCUUAACCUAAAACCUCUUGUUGAGCAGCAGAUUGGAGAGUGAUGGCUGGCCCUGGCUGAUCGUGCUGAAGUGUGGCCAAGGUGCUCUCUGGUGGCGGCUGCCCAGAGAUUACCAAGGGAGACAGCAAGGAAGGAGAAAAAGGAAUGGGGAAAGAGAGAGAAAAGCCUUAGUUUUAACACAAACAAACAGGUGGUUUUUUCCUCCCCACAAAAACAAACAAACAAAAGAAAGCAAUCCUCACUUUCUUCUUCUGAAUGUCUGAUAUCCCUAGCUGUGCAGAUACCCUGCACUAGCCCAGCCUAGCCAUUUGUAUUGCCACAAAUUAAUUGUAUGUGAAACUGAUGGGGCUGGGGGGGGGGGGGGGGGGAAUCUCAAAAAAAUACUGUGGGUUUGGGGUCUUUCUUUUUCCCACCAGAAAGCUGCCAAAUCUGGUUUGCCAGGUGGCAGCACAAACGCUUGUGCCAGUUGUGGCCACAGCUAGGAACCGCAUUGCCUGAUGUGCCAAUUUAAACGCACGUCAAAGUACUCCUUAUUUAACAGAACCAGGCAACAAAGAUACCUGCCAUGCCUUGUAUUCCUCUCGAUUUGUUCAGGAUGCAGGAUCAUAGCCAGGGAAAAAAAAUUCAGACUUCCUUUUCAAUAUGUUGAAUUGUUUCCCAUUUGAUUUUUAUUUCUUUUGCUUUUUUAUUUAACAUUUCCUCAGACUGUUGGAAAUGCCAGCCAAUAUUAAAGUGAAGCUUACAAUUAAUGGAACGCAAUAAAAAGUUUUUAAAACCUGAGUUGAGUAGAGGGCCUAGGGAGGCAUUACAUAAAAGCUUUUGUUUUGCCCUCACAACCCCAUGCUUUUUAUAAGAGCAAAUAAAAACAAUUUUCAGCUUUGAUAAGAUUUUAUGGCAAAUUAAAGAAUUUUCUGCAUUUUGAUUGCUUUUGCCAGUUAUAGAAAUUAUUUUCAUGCUUUGGGCACAACAAAUGUCAAAUAGCUACUGGAAGCAGUUAAAUCCCCUCACCAUGAAGUACUGGUUUGUACACACUUCACAUGUUAAACGUCUAUUGCAAAAAGCAUUUGCUGUAUCCCGUGUCUCCUUCCAUAGGCAAUCUCCUCCUAAACACUUCUGUGACUCAGCUACUUGUGGGUAUGUUGUAGAAACAUUACUGAAACAUAAAACCAAGGUAUUUAUCUGAAUGUGCUGAUAUCCUGUCUGCAGCAAAGCGUUCAGUGUUGUUUUACGUAAAACUGUGAAUUCCAGGAUAGUAUUUAUUUUGACUUAUGUUAGACGGCUUCUGCUGCUGAGAAAGAACUAAUUAAUCUCACGUUUGAAGAUACACUUUAUGGCUGUGGAACAUUGUACCAACUUCUGUAAACGGCUCUCGCCCACGGGCACAAAGAAUUGUGUGUUUUCGCUGACACACAACAAAGUUUACUUAACAGUGACAGCAGCGAUUACCACAAAACCUUACUGUUACUCAAAUGUAUCAUUUUAGAAUGUUUGAAAACAUCACGUCACGCAUGAUUACCUAACUCCUGUUAUCGGAAUAGGUAUUUUGUUAUCCAUCUGUGGCUCUGCUUUGUAAGCCAUUAAGGAAUUAAUUUGAAGUUAUUAGAUUUCCACUAUUCAAAGGAGAAAAUAAAACAAUUCACCCAUAUUUUUGGAAGAUUUAAAUGAUGUAGCCUUAACAGAUAAAUGUUGUCCUGCAUACUGUGUAUUUUUCAAACAAGCAUUAGUGCCUACAAAGUUUAUUCCAGCUAUUGUGAUACUCAGGGCCUUGCUUAUUGUAUGUAUACAAAUAUAAACAUAAUUUUUCCGGCAUUGUUGCGUUGUGCUGUUUUACACUGUCCUCCAUUUCCACUGAAAUGUUGUCUUGUUUACUGUUACUGUUCGUCAAAAUUAAAGAUAAUGAUUUUAUUGUGCAGAGUA
Molecule: messenger RNA, 4561 nt
Organism: Phalacrocorax carbo (great cormorant)
Lineage: Eukaryota; Metazoa; Chordata; Aves; Suliformes; Phalacrocoracidae
Source: RefSeq, a predicted model, not a curated record